CAGACCGUAAAACGAACCAUUGGUUUUCCAGAACCGGAAAUUGGGAACAUCGUGAAAUCAGUUUCUCUUUUUUGGUCUUUCCCCUUCCCUCCAUCGGCAUAGGAAUCCUCAAAGGCGAAAAUGGCGGCGAUUAGGACGACGACGAACAUGAUCCUGCCGCGUCGGAGACAAUGGAAGAAGUCUUCGGUUCCUCGUGGUUUCCGGUUCGCGGCGGAGACUUCCCAGUGGGGGAGAUCGGAAGGUCUCUUCGAUCUACAGGGAACGAGCUUACUCCGCAGAUUUCUUCUGUGUUUGAAGUGAAUUCCAAAGCCCGACAUGCCCUUCAAUGCGGAAAUGCAUUCCGCCUAAGUGACAGGAUCAGGCAGAGGAUUAUGCAGAUGGAGAAGAAUGGUAUUAACAAAGAGGGAGAGCUAUCAGCUAACCAAAACUAUAACACAGAAGUCAGUUUUUGUGUAAUAAUCCGAACAGGAGAAGAUUAUCCAUGCAACCGAAUAUGUACCUCCACCUCCAGUACAAGAACAGAAGAAGAAGAAGAAGAAGAUUGUAAAGAUGUAGGAGUAGGAACUUAUCUUGUAAAUGUAUUAAAACUCCCUAAUCUAUAAACUUAGCUUGUAUCUCAUCAUAUAUAUCAGUUGUAAUUGCAAUGUACAGACCAAUCAAAUUGUGUUGUCCCUAUUUUC
Tarenaya hassleriana is the source of this 680-nucleotide messenger RNA. RefSeq lists its product as uncharacterized. The transcript is spliced from 4 exons. The record is from RefSeq and is a predicted model, not a curated record. Lineage: Eukaryota; Viridiplantae; Streptophyta; Magnoliopsida; Brassicales; Cleomaceae. The coding region runs from base 171 to 602 and encodes 143 amino acids.